AUGCUUGCGUCUGGACGUGAGCUUUCAAAUCGGGCAGACGUCACAGAAGUCUUUUUGAACAAGCUGGCCCUCUUUUCCGAGUAUUCGGCGGCGGCCACUUGUGAAAAUAAUUUUAAUUCAACUGAAGGCACGAAAGUCGUCUGCGAUCCUGGGAUAUGUCCACACCUCGAAAGGACAGAUACCGAAAUCCUGACCUCAUUUCAAGGUCAAAAUCCUGGCAAUACAACUGGAUUUGUCGCCCUAGAUAGGACUCACAAAACCAUUGUUCUCUCGUUCCGCGGCAGUGAAUACAAAGGAAAUUACGACACCGACAUCGAUUUCCCUCAGGUGCCUGUCCCCGAACUCUGCGCGGACUGCAUGGCGCAUGAGGGUUUUCUGUACGCGUGGGGCAAUGUCUCCGCAGUUGUGCUGCCCAUAAUCCAAUGUGCCUCCAGACUUUAUCCCAGCUAUACGGUUGCUUUCACAGGCCACAGUCUUGGAGGUGCAUUGUCCACCCUUGGUGCAACAUUCCAGAGGAACGCAAACCAAACGGUAGACCUCUAUACGUUCGGCAGCCCCCAAGUCGGAAAUCACAGCCUGGCUGAAAUCAUUACCAAUGCGACGCUUGGUAUGAAUUAUCGAGUCACCCAUUCAGAUGAUCCAGUUCCCAGAAUCCUAGGAACCGAGAAGGCUGUCACUAAGCACUGGCAGUAUAGCCAAUCAUCACCAGAAUACUGGAUCAUCUCGAAUAACACUGCAAAUGUCACUCCCUCUGACAUUGAGGUUAUCAAGGGUAUCGAUAACACAGCCGGAAAUCUUGGACAAACGGGCUGUGAUUUCCAAGCCCACCAGUGGUAUAUAGGAAAUAUGACUGGCUGUAGUCGGAACGGCCAAUCGGGAAAUUCUACGGAGAUAACCAAAUUGCUGUGCGAUUUGUGA
This is a messenger RNA of Penicillium daleae, 918 nucleotides long. RefSeq names its product lipase family protein. NCBI's taxonomy places the organism in Eukaryota, Fungi, Ascomycota, Eurotiomycetes, Eurotiales, Aspergillaceae. The record is from RefSeq and is a predicted model, not a curated record. The coding region runs from base 1 to 918 and encodes 305 amino acids. Gene Ontology annotation, biological process: lipid metabolic process. The transcript has 4 exons.